Molecule: messenger RNA, 942 nt
Organism: Sorex araneus (European shrew)
Lineage: Eukaryota; Metazoa; Chordata; Mammalia; Eulipotyphla; Soricidae
Product: olfactory receptor 5AN1-like
Exons: 1
Coding region: 4-942 (312 amino acids)
Biological process (GO): sensory perception of smell; G protein-coupled receptor signaling pathway
Cellular component (GO): membrane
Molecular function (GO): odorant binding; G protein-coupled receptor activity; olfactory receptor activity
Source: RefSeq, a predicted model, not a curated record
AGAAUGAUAGGAGAAAGGAAUAUUACAGAAGUCACCCAUUUCAUCCUCGUGGGUUUCUCAGAUUUGCCUAGACUCUUAACACUGCUCUUCAUUGUAUUCCUGUUGAUCUACAUUACCACCGUGACUUGGAACCUGUGCCUGAUUAUUUUAAUAAAGAUGGACUCCCACCUCCACACACCCAUGUACUUCUUCCUCAGUAACCUGUCCUUCAUCGACAUCUGCUAUGUGACCACGACGGUUCCCAAGAUGCUCUCCGGCUUCUAUCAAGAACAGCAAACUAUCACCGUUAUGGGUUGCGCUAUUCAGUAUUUUGCCUUUUCAUUGAUGGGACUGAGUGAGUCUUGUGUCAUGACAGCCAUGGCUUAUGACCGCUAUGCUGCCAUUUGUAACCCACUUCUCUACUCAUCUAUCAUGUCACCCACCCUUUGUGUGCGGAUGGUAUUGGGAUGUUAUACGGCUGCAUUCUCGGGUUCUCUAUCCCAAUUCUGUGCCAUACUUCGGCUCUACUUCUGUGGGCCUAAUAUUAUUGAUAACUUCUUCUGUGACAUUCCCCAACUCUUAAACUUGUCCUGUACUGAUACUUUCCUUUCACGAGUCCUAUUGGCUAUAGUAACAAUGAUCUUUGGAGUAACAAAUGCCAUACUUAUCACGAUAUCCUAUGUCUAUAUUGUCCUCGCCAUCUUAAAGAUCACUUCCGCUAAAGGUAGAUCCAAGGCUUUCAACACCUGCGCUUCUCACUUGACAGCUGUCACCCUCUUCUACAUGUCAGGUGUCAUUGUUUAUUUGAGUUCCGGCACUGGAAGCUCUUCACCCCUUGACCGAUUUGGAUCAGUGUUCUAUUCUGUGUUGAUCCCCAUGUUGAACCCUUUGAUAUACAGUCUGAGAAACAAGGAAAUCAAAGAUGCCUUGAAGAAGCUUCCAAAGAAGAGAAGGUAUUGCUGA